Messenger RNA from Ziziphus jujuba (common jujube), 694 nucleotides. Its product is annotated as DNA-binding protein S1FA. Gene Ontology annotation, cellular component: nucleus. The coding region runs from base 223 to 468 and encodes 81 amino acids. The transcript has 2 exons. Gene Ontology annotation, biological process: regulation of DNA-templated transcription. NCBI's taxonomy places the organism in Eukaryota, Viridiplantae, Streptophyta, Magnoliopsida, Rosales, Rhamnaceae. The record is from RefSeq and is a predicted model, not a curated record. Gene Ontology annotation, molecular function: DNA binding.
CAGCCCAAAAAUGAGGUCGUAGCCCAAAAAGGUGAUGUAGAUGAAUCACACAAGUCAGCGCUUGAGAAACAUGGGGCAAUAUAUAAUUGAUUGACGGAGCUUCAAUUUUCGUUGCCGGGUCCCAGUGGCGUACCUUAGAUCUGAGUCUUGAUAGUUGUCGUUCCCCUCUUCUCGAACCUUCUCCGGUGGCCUCUCCGGUGCAGGUAGCUCAGAGUUGCAUCCAUGGACAAAGAUAGCACGUUCGAUCGCCUGGAUGAUGCGAUCAAGGAUGCUGAAGUGAAAGGGUUUAAUCCUGGGCUGAUUGUGUUGCUUCUUGUUGCUGGGAUACUACUAGCUUUCCUGGUUGGGAAUUAUAUACUCUACUCAUAUGCGCAGAAGACUCUCCCCCCACGAAAAAAGAAGCCAGUCUCCAAGAAGAAGUUGAAAAGAGAGAGACUGAAACAAGGCGUAUCUGCACCAGGAGAAUAGAUAUCAAAAAGCAGUCUGUCAAAUUUCUUGGAGAAUAGAUAUCAAAUGCGCAAUCUGUCGGUUUGCUCCAUGUUGAACUGUUGUGUUCGGAAGUUCUCUACCAUUUAUGGUGGGGAGAGAGUUUUUUUCUUUUUUCCUUCCAUAGUUCAUAGACAUUGGAAUUAACUUAGCUGAAUUUACCUUUUGUGUGUUUAGAGACCAGUGAGAAUGUUGCUUGUUCUUUGAA